Molecule: messenger RNA, 1034 nt
Organism: Marchantia polymorpha subsp. ruderalis
Lineage: Eukaryota; Viridiplantae; Streptophyta; Marchantiopsida; Marchantiales; Marchantiaceae
Source: the annotation of a GenBank genome assembly
ACGAACGAUGCAGGUCCCCAGCGGCGGAGUCCGAAUUCUUAAAUGCUUCCUGCAUCCAGCGGGAUUGUUUGCCAAACGGGAAUCGAGCUGGAUCAUGAGCAGUCCCUUCCAAACACAAUCUUCUAGAGUGAAUCGAGCCGCGAUCAGAUUGCAGCACUUGUCCAGUACGCUCGUCGGGGGUUCGACAUUGGUCGUUGAUUCGCUUCACAAACGUCCUUUCGUCGACCAUAAUCAAACGCAGAGACAGAUCCACGAACAGCACGCACUCAGAGCCCAGUCGGGAGACAUGGCCCAGCAAGCGAAGUUCGCCUACACCGUUGUGUACGUGCCUGAUGUUCAAGAGGCAGUGGACUUCUACCAGAAAGCCUUCGGAGUGAAGUGCCGCAGCGUAGACGAUAGUAAGAGAUGGGGAGAGAUGGAGUCUGGAGCAACCACGAUCGCCUUCACUCCUCUGAAGCAGCGAGAGACUAAAUUGACCGGAGGUGUUCAAACCGCUGACUUAUCAGAGCAACGCCACAACGUAGAGCUUUCCUUCAGUUACCCCGACGUUGAUGCUGCCUUUAAGCAUGCAGUGGAGGCCGGGGCUGUGCCAGUUGCGCAUCCCGAGGAUAAGGAAUGGGGACAAAGAGUUGGGUACGUCCGUGACAUUAACGGUGUGAUGAUUCGAAUUGGCAGUUUCGUCGAGUCUUAAUCAAACGAAUAAGCCUCGACGUCUGGAUGAAAUCUCGUCAGCUUAUCCAUAUGCAAUUUCUGCUUCUGGAUAAUUCAAAGAAAUUUCUCAAUCGACUGGGAAUUGACCGAGUAGGGAAUGUUUGAGAGACUUGUGGUUUAAAAAUAUAGAACUCGACGCAUGAAAUUUAGCAUUCUCUUGCAGAUUUUUACUCAUCUAUGUUAGCAGAUUGGUACAAAGCUUAUUCUUGAGAAGACAUAGAGCAGUGGGUAAAGUAGAUCGUUACUUCCACGAAUGUAGUGCGCAAUGUUCAGACGAGGAGAAAUCCUGAACUUGUAAAGAGAACAUUGGAAAGAAAGUUCGA